Messenger RNA from Columba livia (rock pigeon), 3285 nucleotides. RefSeq names its product cortactin (gene CTTN). Bases 155 to 1705 code for a protein of 516 amino acids. NCBI's taxonomy places the organism in Eukaryota, Metazoa, Chordata, Aves, Columbiformes, Columbidae. Gene Ontology annotation, cellular component: lamellipodium; actin filament; cortical actin cytoskeleton. Gene Ontology annotation, molecular function: actin filament binding. The transcript has 16 exons. The record is from RefSeq and is a predicted model, not a curated record. Gene Ontology annotation, biological process: regulation of actin filament polymerization.
CUCCCACCUGGAGCCGCCCCGGCGGGCGGGAAGAGGAAGUGGGAGCUCGGGAGAAGCGGAAAUUGCAGCAGCAGCCGCCGCCAGCCCGAGAAGCACCGGCGGGGAGCCAGGGGCAGCGGCGGCCGGAGAGGAGGAGGCGGCGGCGGGUGUCAGAAUGUGGAAGGCAACUGCAGGCCACACCGCUUCUGUCCAUCAGAUUGACGGUGCCGAUGACUGGGAGACGGAUCCUGAUUUUGUGAAUGAUGUGAGUGAGAAAGAACAGCGCUGGGGAGCUAAAACUGUGAAAGGAUCCGGCCAUCAAGAACACAUCAAUAUUCAUCAGCUGAGAGAGAACGUAUUCCAAGAGCACCAGAACCUCAAAGAGAAGGAGCUUGAAACAGGACCCAAAGCUUCCCAUGGCUAUGGAGGGAAAUUCGGUGUUGAGCAAGAUCGCAUGGAUAAAUCAGCUGUUGGACAUGAAUAUCAAUCCAAACUUUCUCAGCAUUGCUCCCAAGUGGAUUCGGUGAAAGGGUUUGGUGGCAAGUUUGGAGUACAAACUGAUAGAGUUGACCAGUCAGCUGUUGGGUUUGAAUAUCAGGGGAAAACGGAGAAGCAUGCCUCCCAAAAAGACUACUCGAGUGGUUUUGGUGGUAAAUAUGGAGUACAGGCUGACAGGGUGGACAAGAGUGCGGUGGGGUUUGAUUACCAGGGUAAAACUGAGAAGCACGAGUCACAGAAGGAUUACGUGAAGGGGUUCGGAGGCAAGUUUGGUGUGCAGACAGACAGACAAGACAAAUGUGCGCUUGGCUGGGAUCACCAGGAGAAAGUCCAGCUGCACGAAUCCCAGAAAGACUAUAAGAGUGGUUUCGGAGGGAAAUUUGGUGUACAGACAGAAAGGCAGGACCCAUCUGCUGUGGGGUUUGAUUACAAGGAGAAACUAGCCAAGCAUGAAUCUCAACAAGAUUAUUCAAAAGGAUUUGGUGGGAAGUACGGUGUGCAGAAAGAUCGGAUGGAUAAGAAUGCAGCAACUUUUGAAGAUAUUGAGAAACCAGCAUCAACUUACCAGAAGACCAAGCCAAUAGAAGCUGUUGCUAAUAAAACAAGCAGCAUCCGAGCGAACUUUGAAAACCUAGCCAAGGAGAAAGAGCAGGAGGACCGAAGGAAGGCAGAAGCUGAGAGAGCACAAAGAAUGGCCAGGGAGAAACAAGAACAGGAGGAGGCUCGAAGGAAGCUGGAGGAACAAGCUAAGGCCAAAAAACAAACUCCACCACCAUCUCCUACCACGCAGCCGGCUGAGCAGAAGGCACCUUCGAGCCCAGUCUACCAGGAUGCAGUUUCCUUUGAAGCCGAGUCUACCUACAAGAACUCCAGCACAACGUAUGCAGCUGCACACGAGCCAGAGUCUGGCUACAAAGCUGCAGAGUCGGGCUACCAAGAAGCAGCGACUCCGCGAGAGGCAGAAUACGAGCCGGAGACUGUCUAUGAAGUGGCAGGGGCAGGAGACCACUACCAAGCAGAAGAAAAUGGUUAUGAUGAAUAUGAAAAUGAACUUGGAAUUACAGCCAUAGCGCUUUAUGAUUAUCAAGCUGCGGGCGAUGACGAGAUUUCCUUUGACCCAGACGACAUCAUCACAAACAUAGAAAUGAUCGAUGACGGCUGGUGGCGGGGUGUCUGCAAAGGCCGAUACGGGUUGUUCCCCGCGAAUUAUGUGGAGCUCAGACAAUAAAGAUUAUUGUCUGCUGGUUAUGCCUUAAUUCCCCAGUCAAUAAAUCUGACUUAAUACACUACAAAUCAUGAUGCUUUUCUGAGGACGGAGGGGUAUAUACAUAUUGCUUUUAUAUUUAAUACUUUGCUGAUGCUUUUUAAAAAUGUUUAUGCCACAGAAGUCGCUAAUAUAUUGUAACUACUAUGUUCUUCACUAAGGCUCUUAAAAUGAUUUUCAUGCAUUUGGAAACAUUUCUUCUCUGCCAAAUUAGCAAUUGUCAUAAAAAGUCUUUUCGAGGACAAUUAGCUGUCUGUCGUAAUAUUGCAUGUUUUACUCAUAAGUGAGCAGAUUUGCUUAGUGUUUAAGUCUAGUUAGUCUUCCACUAAAUGUUUUCAGCUGAGAAAAUCAUGGCUAUGCAGGUUGUUUGCAUUUCCACUGAGCGGGAGUGGGGAGGAGAAUAGGUUUUUCUUUUCUUUUCUAGCUGGUGUGUGAAAAAGCAAAGAGAAUGCUUGAAAGUUGCAGCUAGGGGCAGUUAAUAAAAUACUGUCCAAUAUUCAUGGAAUAUUAAUGUUAUGAAGGAAACAGUCUGGUUACUUUUUCCUUCUAUUUCGAAGUGAAGUUCCUUGGCUUUUGCAUUUAUUUUUCCCCCUCCUCCUGUCCCUGUUAUCCCAGAGGAGGGCCGCAAACACUCUAGCGCUGGUUAUCCUCAAUUUCUUUGCUUUUGUCUUUGUUUCACCCUUCUUUUUCCCAGAAAAACUUGGGAAGAAUUACUAUACAAGUGUUAAGUCACUCAGUGAGCUUGUUGAAAGGGAAACUGGCGUCCAAACCUGUGUGAGUACCUGCAGGAAUAAUCUCAUUGCUUUAAACAGGAGCAAAAAGGCAGGACGGAGCUGCGGUUGUGUUCUGUGUGCGGUAAAUCCUUCGUUCACACGCAGCAAAGCCUGCUGUGCAGUAAUGACAGUUUACAUAACCAUCUUUGAGUCGAGGAAUGUUAAUACAAGUAAUUAGAUUUUAAAGCCCAUAUAACUGCUCUCCAUUUUUAAACCACAUGAGAGAUAACCAGACUAUUGUAUGUUCAACAGAAACUGCCAGUCAUGUUCUACUAAACAACAAAAUUAAACCUCUUCUUUGCCAAAACUGAAAUUCUUGUUCUGGGAAGCUGACUUGACUGCAGGCGUAGGGUCCCUACCAAAGAUCGCAAGUUGCAUCUACUAGUGUUCAAUGUUUGUACUGUCUGUUUCCACCUUCUGAUCAAAACAGGAAUGGCAGACCUGGUGUAGCUAAGAAAGGAUGCAAAGAAUUUUUAUAAACUGUAAAUUUGGACCAAUGGAAUAUAGAAGACCUGUAUAAAAUGGUAAUGUAUCUAAUGUACCUAGGAGGAAGGCAUUGUGUUGAACCAAUUCUUGGAUGGUUGGGACAAUCCUCAAUGAAUGUCAUACGUGUGUCAUAUUUUUUUCCUUUCCAUGGUCUCAUUUCUCUGUUGUACUUGCAUUACUAGGGUUGGGUUUUAUAUGCAGUUUAUUUUAUCCAAUUUUGCAUAGAACACCUCAUAGGGAUAUGAUUUUUGUAAAUUAAAUAUUCAAUAAACUUUUUGAACCAUU